AUGGCAGAUGACGAGAGAGAGCUCUUGGCUCGCAUCGAACAGCUUGCCGGCCAGAUCAACCGCCGCAAGAACCAGCAGUCUGGCGCCAUCCCAGCGUCGCACCAGUACCAACCGGUUCAGUCGCGUCGUACGACUCCACCAGGGCCGCCAGGGCCACAUAGGGAUACGAUAUUGACGAUGUGCACAGACAAUACCUACCACCGAUACGCCUCUGCGCCCUACCCGACCCGAGGCCACUGGCCCAGCCGCGGCCGCCCCCACCAGCACCAGCACCAGCACCAGCACCAGCACCAGCACCAGCACCGCACGCUGCACUUCAACAACGCUCCGAGGUCCGCAACAGCGGCGGCUCCCCCCAGCUACGAAGGUCAGGUGGCCGCGUCCGGGGCCGGCGCUGGUGCGUCGGGGUGGGUGGCCAGGAACGACCGCCACAGACAGCUGAUCAACGCCAGCGUCUUCGAGAAGGAGAGCCAGAGCCGGACCAAGGCCAUCGAGGAGACGUGGAGGAAGAGGCAGCAGGCCAAGCGACGAGGAGAGAAGGCGCGCCUGAACGAGUACCUGCGGCAUCGGUACCAGCACCAGCAGCUUGCCGGCACGGGUGCCCCUUCGGGUGCUGACGGCUCGGCGGCAUCGGUGGCCAGAAACGAAAUCAUGGUUGGCGACAUCCGCUUCCGUGUCCUGGACGGUGGCAAGAAGCUCGCCAGGGUGACGGGUGAGUUGUUGGGAUCCCUCGGCGACGGCGCGCACCCCCACGGGAAGGAUUCGACGACUCACUUCACAGGCGACCCGGAUACGGCCUCUUCAUCACCCACGCCCAAGAGCACGGUGAUUGCCGGCGUCAAGUUCCACCGGACAAAGACGGGCAACCUCGUGGUGCACCGGGUUGUCAAAGACCAUCGGUACGUCUCCCUCCCCGGGGAGGCGAGUAUUCUGACGGGCUAUAGGCGCUCGGGAACGGUCAAGAAGAUUGGCGAACCAUGCAAGACGUUUUCAUCCUCGGGUUCUUGUCCAAAGGGACCCCUCUGCCGGUACACGCACGACCCCGACAAGGUUGCACUGUGCAAGGAAUUUCUCAAGGAAGGCAAGUGUGCUCUCGGAGAUGGGUGUGACCUCUCGCACGACAUGACGCCGGAACGCGUGCCCAACUGUCUACACUAUGCCAAGGGGCACUGCACCAAGGCUGAGUGCCCCUUCACCCAUUCCAGAGCGGCGCCGACGGCGCCAGUCUGCAGGGCGUUUGGCUUCCUCGGCUACUGCGAGAAGGGCGCGGACUGCGUGGAGCGCCACGUGUUUGAAUGCCCCGAUUUCAGCAACACCGGGCGAUGUAAUAACAAGGGAUGCAAGCUCCCCCACCGCGAGAGGGCGAGCAUGCUCCGGGGGCAGAACAAGCAGGAGGAGAUGAUGGAAGACGUGUCGAGCGACGACGAGCCCGCAGGAGACUCGGAUGACGUGGACUCGGACGAGGUUGCCGAGUUCAUCGACGCCGACUCUGAUGCCUCGGAUGUUGAAGAUGACCAAGAUUUCAUUUCCGUCUAA
This is a messenger RNA of Geosmithia morbida, 1536 nucleotides long. RefSeq lists its product as uncharacterized. The transcript has 3 exons. Gene Ontology annotation, cellular component: nucleus. The record is from RefSeq and is a predicted model, not a curated record. NCBI's taxonomy places the organism in Eukaryota, Fungi, Ascomycota, Sordariomycetes, Hypocreales, Bionectriaceae. Bases 1 to 1536 code for a protein of 511 amino acids. Gene Ontology annotation, molecular function: metal ion binding.